AUGAUUAGUAUACUUAACUGGAACAUUAGGGGUAUGAAGUCCCAAGCUGGAACUGAAAGGCUGAAGUUUUUUAUCACUCAGUACAAUUUAUCCUUCAUUGCUUUGCAAGAACUAUUCAUCAAGGGGGAUAAGAUUGAAAUUUACAAAAAUAUACGUGGCAUACAAGAUUGUUUUGCCAACUUUAGUAACAAGAUUUGGAUUUUCUGGAAAGCUGGCUUUCAUUGUAACAUCUAUGCUAAUGAAGAUCAAAUGGUUACAUGCAAGAUCGCUAAUAUUAAUUCAGGGAAGAUUUUCUACAUCUCAAUUGUUUAUGCUAAAUCAAGAUCUGCUGGGAGAGAAGACUUAUGGAGAUUUAUGAGGAUCUUUGCCUCCACCAUUGACCAUCUUUGGUCAGUCAGUGGUGAUUUUAAUUGUAUCUUAAAUGAAGAAGAGAAAUAUGGAGGAAGACCAUACAGUUUGAACAAAAGCAUUCCCUUUAUUGAUUGUUUAAAUGACUGUGGACUAUCAGAUAUGGGAUUUACUGGAAAUGCAUUCACUUGGUGUAAUGAGAGAAAGGAACAAGAAAUCAUAUGGAAGAGAUUGGAUAGAGUUUUGGCUAAUGAGAAAUGGGAUGAAGAUAUUGGAAAUACUAUAGUUCAACAUUUGCCAAGACUUAGUUCUGAUUAUUGCCCCCUUCUUAUCAGAUUUUGUUUUGAAGAAAAAACUUUCAUCAGAUACUUUAAGUUUCUUAAUUUCUGGGCUGAUCACAAGGAUUUCGUUGAUAUUGUCAAGUCUAAUUGGAAAACUAAUACUAAUGGCAAUAUCUUUUGGAGAGUGUAA
Molecule: messenger RNA, 819 nt
Organism: Lycium barbarum (goji berry)
Lineage: Eukaryota; Viridiplantae; Streptophyta; Magnoliopsida; Solanales; Solanaceae
Exons: 1
Coding region: 1-819 (272 amino acids)
Source: RefSeq, a predicted model, not a curated record